CGGGCCGCCCACUGGUAGCCGCGGGAGUGCCGCUGCCUCGUCCCGCCCCUGCCUUUGAGUGACAGCACCGUGGACAGCACCGUUCCCAGCAGGACAAGAAGUUGGCGGGCCCUUUUCUUGGCUGCGCUGAGUAAGAAAAAAGAGCAACCAAGAACAUUAUAUUGGUAUCUGGAACUGCAGGUUGCCAAGAAUGCGAGCACCGCUUCCUCCGUGAAGCUCUUGCCUUGGAAGCGUCUUCCCCUUGGCAGGCCUCCGGAGUUCAGACUUGGCAGCAGCCAGGACACGGCACAAGCAGGCAUUUUGGAGAUCAAAGAUGGGUAGAAAAGAUGCCUCUACUGUAAAGCUUCCUGUCGAUCAGUACAGAAAGCAAAUUGGUAAACAGGAUUACAAGAAAACCAAACCUAUUUUACGAGCAACCAAAUUAAAAGCAGAAGCAAAGAAAACAGCAAUUGGCAUAAAGGAGGUUGGUCUUGUUCUUGCAGCUAUCUUGGCUCUCCUUCUGGCUUUCUAUGCUUUCUUCUACCUCAGACUCUCCGCACGUGUUGCCCCUGAUCUGGGCCCAGCAGAAGAUUGACAGCACGGCAACAAACAUGAAAGGAAAAUCCUUUUUUUUAAAAUCACCUCUUGGGACCAGAACUUUCUGAAGUAUUGAGACUGAAGCAUCUUGAAUUCUUUCUACGGCUCUUUGCAGUUUGCAAAAAUAUAUUUUUAAAUAGUUGUGCACCAUAUCAAGAAAGAAUCUUACCUGGCAAUGUGGGAUUACAUGUAUUAUCAGAUACUUUGAUAAGGUUUUUUUUUUUUUGGACUUUGAGUGGCAUCCUAUUUAUAGCACAUUUAAAUAAAAUAAAAAACACAUCCUAAAUUCUUCCCAUGGGUUAGCCAAUUCACUUGUGUAACUCCCUCACAGAUUACUAAAUCUAGUUUUGCUUCGUAUACAUGAGAAAUAAAAGUAUAUGUUCUCAUUUACAAAAACAUACUCAAAUCAUAUUCAGAACCGAAGAAGGAAUGAAAAGUCAUGAGAAAUUUUUUUUCGUUUUUCAAAGAAAGCUUGUUUUCUUUCCAGACGUAUUUUAUGUCAUUAGAGAUACUAUCUGCAUAUACAUCUACAGUAAUCUUUUUCCUUCUUGCCACCUGUUCAGUGCACAUGUGCUCCAUCAGAAAUGGCACCUGGAUGACAGAAGCUCAAAGAGUCACAUAUGUCUUGAAAAUAGAGUUCCUUUCCUCUUGGGCUGUCUAAACUGGAGAAAACAGAAAGUUCAGUUGAUCUUGAUUUUAAUUAACUUAUUACUCUAUUAAUAUAAACUUGGAAUUCUGUUUUAAUUAUGUUGUUCAGGCUGCUUACAGUAUCAGUUUGCUCCACUUGUUACGGAGUUGUGGGCAAUCUGUCACUUCAUUGUGCAAAUUUUUUCAUAUCACAGUAAUAGCCAGAGCCCUAACCUAAAAAUCACUUAUGGGUUGGGUUGUCACUUAAAAUUGAACAAUACAAAGUUGUUGAACAAAAUUAAAUUUUGUGUCUUGAGAGUUAAUCAAUUAGUGUUCUUUCAUGGAAAACAAUACAAGAAAAUAUAUGCCUCAUCUUAUUCAAAUGUGAAGUUUUCUAUACAGUUUUUCAAGGCAUUGAAUUUGUCAGAGCAUAAUAAUCAAUUUGUUCAUUUUUAACUUGGAAUUGAAUUUUAAGAUAUUUUUUAAAGCACAGGAACAUAGAAAAUGCGAAAAUGUGCCCACAAAUAGCAGUAGCAGAAUUGUUAGCUAGGACUUUAUAUAAAGAUGUAUAAAUAAUAAGCACAGUGAUUUUUAAUAUAUACAUAUAUUAUCUAUAGAAAGUAAAUAAAUGUUAACUUCAUUUCUGUACUGCCCAAGGGAAGAAAGGUUUUUAUAUAUGCCCUAGAUAUUCUGUGGUGUUUUUGCAAAUAGUUGCAUAUGAAUGUGUAGCAUUAUGUUCUGUAAGAAUGUAUUCAAGAAGCACAAUUUUUUCUCCUCAGUGUGAAAACAACCGAAAGUUCCAAUAGCCUCACAGAUAAUUAUGCCAAACAUCUUGAGCAAAAUUUAACCAGUGUUAUUUACUGGAUUCUUCCCUUUUGAAGUCACAAACUCAAGAAGCGGAGCAAGACUUCUUAUAUACUCACCACAGUAGACCAAUCCAAGUGGCAUUUUUAGGAAAGGUUGCAGCAUUUAAUGCCAUGUGGUAUGUCUGUUCGAGAAGUGGAAGGCAAGGGAAUAUCCAAGCUGGCAUUUUGGAUAUGAUGGGCCUUUUACUUCCCUGAGUGACGUGCCACAUGUCAAGAAAUACUGCCUUCCCCAUUCCUAUCACAUGGACGUGAACAAUUUUUCACUUAGUUAUUUCCCCUCCCAUAUGGUGUUAAAAAUAGUCAUCUUAAAUAAAGAUUAUUUCUAAUUUCAAUGGUAAUUUGAAUGAGAGGAUAUCUAAUCAUUGUUUAUCAGAUACCUACCUAAAUGAGAUAUAAAAAUAUAUUCAGUAUUUAAAAUAGAUAAUUAUACUGCUGGAAAUAUUUGAAAAUUUGUUGCCAUUAUAUUCUACUGUUUAGUUGUUAUUUAGAGAAUAAAAUGUUUCUGAUAGUAAGAAAUAUUACUCUCAUAUUUCAAAAUAGGGUACAGUUCCAGGCAAGUCUAAUUUCAUAGUUUUAUUAAUAUUGAGACUAUGGCUAAUCCCUUUUUUCUGACUGAUUGGCUUGAGCGGCUCCGAGAGUCACAAGGACCACAGGCGACAUUCUGAUGUUGACAAACAGCAGGUAAAGUGACAAUACAUGUUUACACAAUACUGUUUUCAUAAAGCACAAACUUUCAAACUCAACAUUAACUGGGAAUCAGCCAAUCUUUGCUUGGGAAUCACAGAUUGAAGCAUGAGUUGAAUUUCUGAUGAUAGAAAGGUAUUUCAUAAGCUACCAUUUGAACGGUGAGUGAUGUUGGCACAAAAUCUGAGAGAUGCACAACACAUAAAUUUUUAAGGAUGGGUCUUUUUCCCUCUGAAAAUUCACUGCUUAGAGUAGUUCAGAAGACAAAAACAGAAAUUUAAUCAAGAUUUUCAGAAUGUUAGAAUCUAGUCAAAGUUAACAGAGAUGGCAAAACAAGGUUUAAUUAUUGCUUGCAGCAGACUUAACAUGCAGCCAACGGAAUGCUGUGAAAACUUGAAGAGUUGAUGGUUCUUGUUGCAACAAAAUAAAAGAACAUAUAUAAAUUAAUUGUAGAAGAUUAUUUUAAAAUAUAACUGCAUCUAGGAUUUUUUUAAACAAUAAAGCUUUUCUUAGUGUCAGUUUAUUAUUUAAAGGUGAGAAAAUAUUUGAAGUUUAUUUAUGUUUUCAUAAAAAUAGUUAAAAAUAGCACCAACCAAUGAGUCUAACAUUUUAAGAGUAUUUCUUAUUAAUUCCUGUCAUUUAAAUUGCAUCAUUAUCUGCACACACUUAAUAAUGUGUUAAAACUUAAGUUAAUCUCUUUAGUCCUUUCAGAGUUUCCCAUAGUUUAUGUAUGUCAUGAUGUCAAAAAUUGUUUGCAUUUAAUAAAUAAACUUUUAAAAUCACGGUAUUGAUCACCUCUUAGCAUUAAGUGUUAAUGACCAUUGGUUAUCUGGGGACAUACACAUAUUUCAGACUCAUUCUCGUUAAGUCCAUGAUAGCUAACAUUAAGCUUACUAUAAAACAAAAACAU
This is a messenger RNA of Sorex araneus (European shrew), 3663 nucleotides long. It is a transcript of the gene TRIQK, whose product is annotated as triple QxxK/R motif containing. The transcript is spliced from 5 exons. The record is from RefSeq and is a predicted model, not a curated record. Lineage: Eukaryota; Metazoa; Chordata; Mammalia; Eulipotyphla; Soricidae. Gene Ontology annotation, cellular component: endoplasmic reticulum membrane. The coding region runs from base 314 to 574 and encodes 86 amino acids.